Heterocephalus glaber (naked mole-rat) is the source of this 4890-nucleotide messenger RNA. RefSeq names its product FAM20A golgi associated secretory pathway pseudokinase (gene Fam20a). Gene Ontology annotation, biological process: enamel mineralization. Lineage: Eukaryota; Metazoa; Chordata; Mammalia; Rodentia; Bathyergidae. The record is from RefSeq and is a predicted model, not a curated record. Gene Ontology annotation, molecular function: protein serine/threonine kinase activator activity. Gene Ontology annotation, cellular component: Golgi apparatus.
CGGGAUCGGGAGUUGGCUGGCGAGCUGCAGGGCCAGGAGGCAGGUGCCAGCUGAGAGUGGGCGGAGGUGUGGUCGCCGGGCCAGGCGGGAGGAGGCCCCGCGUUACCUCUGCCUCUGGGAGAACGCGAGCGCAGACGAGCUCGCCCCGAGGCUCCCCAGCCUCGCCAAACCCCUACUCCCGCCGGCCGUGCCUGCGUGGGACACGGGCGUCCCCGCCGCCCGCAGAGGGAGCCGCGGCGGAGCGACAGCAUCCUCGGGAGAGCAGCCCCGGGCUCUGCACUGCCUGCGGAGGACCGCUCUCCGCGCUCCUCCCCGCGUCGCCUCCCGCCCCGCCACCCGUCCGCCCGCCGGGCAGACCGCGAGAGCCCCGGGCCCCUUCACCUGCCGCAGCCGGGCAGAGGCGCAAGGCGCCAGAAGUGGGCGCCUGGGAAACCUCAUCCCCGGGUCUGCACUCAGCGAGGAAAAGCGGCGCUCUCCGCACCAGGUCCCCAAGUUCAGGGGCUGCACCCCUGAAAGGAGGGGUGCCAUCCCGUGCGCCGAGCACUCCGCCCCCAUCCGUCCCAGCCGGACCGCGGGACUCCAGGCACCGCUUCUGCCUGCCCCCCGGGCGCCCCCUCGGGUCCCCGGAGACUGCGCGACCACCCGGGGGACCCCUCGGCCCGCGCGCCCCGCCGUCGCUCGCCCCGGCUGGGCCAUGCCCGGCCUGCGCCGGGACCGCCUGCUGACCCUGCUGCUGCUGGGCUCGCUCUUCUCCGCCGACCUCUACUUCCACCUUUGGCCCCAAGUGCAGCGGCAGCUGCGGCCCCGGGAGCGCCCGCCCGCCUGCCGGUGCUCGGACCGCGCCUCCUCCCCGGCCCUGCGCUCGGCCGCAGCCCCCUUGAACCCCAGCGGGGGAGCGCACAACUUUUCCCGGGCCGGGUUCCGGGAUGAGCAGGACGGCGGCGGCCGCGGCGGCUCGCGCUCCAAGCUGCAGGCCCUCUUCGCCCACCCGCUGUACAACGUCCCGGAGGAGCCUCCUCUCCUCGGGCCGGAAGACUUGCUUCUGGCCAGCCAGGAGGCGCUGCGGUAUUACCGGAGGAAGGUGGCCCGCUGGAACAGACGACACAAGAUCUACAAAGAGCAGCUGAACCUCACCUCCCUGGACCCCCCACUGCAGCUCCGAUUUGAUGCCAGCUGGGUCCAGUUCCACCUGGGAAUCAGUCGCCAGGGGCUGUACUCCCGGUCCAGCCCCAUGGUCAGCAAGCUGCUCCACGACAUGAGGCACCUGCCCACCAUCAGUGCUGAUUACAGUCAGGACGAGAAAGCCUUGCUGGGGGCGUGUGACUGCACUCAGAUUGUGAAGCCCAGUGGGGUCCACCUGAAGCUGGUGUUGAGGUUCUCCGACUUCGGGAAGGCCAUGUUCAAACCCAUGAGACAGCAGCGAGAUGAGGAGACGCCCGCAGACUUCUUCUAUUUCAUUGACUUUCAGAGACACAAUGCUGAGAUCGCAGCUUUCCAUCUGGACAGGAUUCUUGACUUCCGACGGGUUCCACCAACAGUGGGAAGGCUAGUGAAUGUCACCAAGGAAAUCCUAGAGGUCACCAAGAAUGAAAUCUUGCAGAGUGUUUUCUUUGUGUCUCCAGCCAGCAACGUGUGCUUCUUCGCCAAGUGUCCGUAUAUGUGCAAGACUGAAUACGCUGUCUGUGGCAACCCACACCUGCUGGAGGGCUCGCUGUCUGCCUUCCUGCCGUCUCUCAAUCUGGCCCCCAGGCUGUCUGUGCCCAGCCCCUGGAUCCGCUCCUACUCGCUGGCAGGAAAAGAGGAGUGGGAGAUCAACCCCCUCUACUGUGAUACAGUGAAACAGAUCUACCCAUACAAUAGCGGCAAGCGGCUCCUCGACAUCAUCGACAUGGCCAUCUUCGACUUCUUGAUAGGAAAUAUGGACCGUCACCAUUAUGAGAUGUUUACCAAAUUCGGGGAUGAUGGAUUCCUUCUUCACCUUGACAAUGCCAGAGGGUUCGGACGACACUGCCGUGACGAACUCUCUAUCCUGUCACCUCUCUCCCAGUGCUGCAUGAUAAAAAGGAAAACACUUUUGCACCUGCAGCUUCUGGCCCAGGCCGACUACAGACUCAGUGAUGUGAUGCGAGAGUCGCUGCUAGAAGACCAGCUCAGCCCUGUCCUCACAGAACCCCACCUCCUGGCCCUGGACCGAAGACUCCAGAUCAUCCUCAAGACAGUGCAGGGCUGCAUAGAGACCCUCGGAGAGCAGAGUGUCAUAGCUGAUGCCCCAGCCCAGCAAUCAGCCCUAGACUCGGGCCAGGCUAACCUGACAAGCUAAGCACUGGCAGGGCCAAAUUUCACAACGGAUACUGGAGCCAGUGGUGGACUCUGGAGUGCAGACCAACGCUUCCCCACUUCCACCUUGCAGUCCUGGAGGCUGAAAUACUAGCUCAGGGAGGAAGGAGGCAGGGCAUGUUUUGAAACAAGUGGGAUCCACUCAGCUUGAUUUUUACCCCUUGGUAAAGACAGCUGCUUCUAUAGUGAAUUGCCUUGGCUCCAUCUUUCCCAGAAAGCACUGCCUCCAUCAAGGCUACAGACUACCCUCCUGGAAAUCUGGAUAUGGGUCAGGCUUGGAAGAUCUGGAAGCCCUGUUCCCAGGAGUUUAACAGUCAAAUAAAAGGACACCAAGUGAGUACCUGACUGUCCUCCAGGUCCAUACUGUAUCUGCAAGUAAAGGAUAACUCCUGGUCCAGAUAAAACUUCUGGAAUACCUCAAGCAGACUCAAAAUCUGCAAUGGUUAACGAUCAAACUGGUUCAACUCAGACUUCACACUUUCUCUUUAUAUGCUCAUCACUGGCCCAAUCUGAAUACAGUAAUCUCCACUGCCCAGUCCUACAGUAAUUUCUCAGAAACACUAUCACAGAAGAUAGCUAUAAAUUAGGAAUUUGUUCUAAAUGUCAGAUAAGCGGUGUUUGAACCUGAAGAGUAUUAAACACCAACUGAAACAACAUUAAGUAUACCAAAAAUGAGUAGUUAGUAACAAUAGGGUAAAUUGUGACAGAGGGAAAACAAAGGGAGUGCUCAGGCCAGGACAGCAUGGGUGGGGCCUAUCAGGUAUAUGAGCCUAGAUUGGCGCCUACCAGAGCCCAUAAGCCACAGCCCUUUUCCCAGAUACCCCAGAACUGUCAUCACCUACCCAUAAGAGCAGGGAUAGCUGGGAAGGCACAGCCCUCCCCUUCAUGCUAGCUUAGAAAGGACUGAAUCAAGUUUUUUUCCAUCCUUCCCUUAAGGGACAGCAGAUUCCCAUCUCCUAUUUAUCAUCUCUUUAGACUGCCAACAUCUAAAACCUUUUUAACAUGAACCUUUGUUUCUUAUUCCAUAAUUAAUGACUGAAAUUCCAAUGACAGGAAUGUAUUCAUUCCAUGGACUAAUUAGUCAACAGGUAAAAAUAAUUUCAAGAGAUAACUUCUGAUAAGACCCAAGGCCCAAACACGGGAAGUGAGAGGGGAGCAGGAAAAAGCUAUCACUAAAGAGAGAAAAAAGUUAAGAACUAGAAGUAUCACCUACUACUUUUGUAGAAUGUCCAGUCAGUCGAACAAAUAACAAUAGGUACUUCUGACCCAUCCUGGUUUGCCCCUGAUAUUUAUUUCUCCCUAAUAACAUCAUCACCAUUCACACUGAGUCCUUCCUUAUCCUGUGCAGAGAACUUUACCUACCGUACAGAAUCAAUAUACAGGUUUCCAAUCCACCUAAAUACACAUACAAACCACCCUACCUUGGACAGGUGAGGAAGACAACUAAGGCUUAGAGACACUAACUGAAAUCACUAAUGAUUUAGACUCAUUCCAACGUGUUCCACUGUAAUACAAAAAUCCAACACAACUCAAUUUAUGACUCGGUAUGUUUGCUUAAAAUGAAAAAAAAUCACCUCUUUAACAGAGUAACCUUAACAUAUUCCCACCAGCUUGAACAUACAUGUGCAGCCCAGUCGUGCACAAGUUAAUCCCAGAGACUUUUUUAGCUAAGGUAGCUCUACUGCAGCUCAGGGCUUCCCCUUCAUCAACUGCCUCCUACUUCAAGUCAUUUUUUUGUCUUGUGGAGAAGCCAGGAAAUCACAUCUAGAAAAAUGAGCAAAAAAUAUUCUAGCAGACAUUCAAAGAAAAGCACAAAGGAGUUUGGGACUUUCAAACCAGAGCCUCAGGAAGAUAAAUUACAGUUCCAUCUCAAAUCGAGCCACUUCAAUGACCACAAACUAGCUUUUAAAUGGCACAUAAAUAUUUUGCUAUACUUCACAUAAUAAAAUAGAACUGAAUUUGACUAUGAUAUGUCAUGUCUAUAUAUACCUUAUCUUCAAUAUUCCAUCAUUUUAUUACUAACAACAAAAUUAAGACCAUCAUCAUUUGUCAAAAAUACCAGAAAUUAAAACAUUCCAUUCUUAGAACUACCAAAGUUCUUCCAACUUGUUUACUCUGAACCAUUGCUCAACUUCCCUUGAAAUAAAUACGUAUUCUCCUGACUCGGUGAAAACUUCAUGUUACCACUAACAGCAAACAAUACAGUAUGUGAACUAGUAGAGGAAGGCGUUGGGGGAAUUUGUUACACCCUUCUCAAAAAUCAGGAUGAUGUGAGUCUGAAGACUACAAAAAAAAAGUUAAUUCUCCUACAUAUGGCCUAGAAAAUUGUCAGACACUGAACUGGCAAAUACUGAAUCACUACUCCUAGGGGAAAUUCAGGAAAUCCCAGGUCCCUGGUAGUCUCCAGUCUCAGUUUGGCCAACCCAUAAAUACACAAGUUUUGUUUUAUGUAUUAAAGACAACUUGUUUUAUAUUGCCAAUUCCUUAACAUUGCACUCAUGGCCAACAGCACUAUGAGUGAACAAAGCUUAUCUAAUAAACGUACUUUCUACA